This is a messenger RNA of Hipposideros armiger (great roundleaf bat), 689 nucleotides long. RefSeq names its product mitochondrial ribosomal protein L41 (gene MRPL41). Gene Ontology annotation, molecular function: structural constituent of ribosome. The record is from RefSeq and is a predicted model, not a curated record. Gene Ontology annotation, biological process: translation. The transcript has a single exon. The coding region runs from base 104 to 511 and encodes 135 amino acids. Gene Ontology annotation, cellular component: mitochondrial large ribosomal subunit. Lineage: Eukaryota; Metazoa; Chordata; Mammalia; Chiroptera; Hipposideridae.
GCCAAGGGCGCCGGAAGCCGCUGUGGGCGCCGGAAGCGUCGCGCAGUGGGGCCAGUCGCCGCACGAGGUCUGGCGGGCUGCGGACAGUCGGGUGAGGGCCGGCAUGGGGCUCCUGAGCGGGGCGGCUCGCUGCCUGGUGCGCGGCGCUGACCGGAUGAGCAAGUGGACCAGCAAGCGGGGCCCGCGCUCCUUCUACAAGAGCCGCGGCACGAAGAGCACCGGCGUCCACGCCCGCGGCGGGAAGUUCGUGGUGGUCAAGGAGAUGGUGCCGGAGCUGGUGGUGCCCGAGCUGGCCGGCUUCAAGCUCAAGCCCUACGUGAACUACCGCGCCCCGGCGGGCACGGACACACCCCUGACGGCGGAACAGCUCUUUCGGGAAGCCGUGGCGCCUGCCGUUGAGAAGGACUUCAAGGACGGGACUUUUGACCCUGAGCGGCUGGAGAAGUACGGCUUCGAGCCCACGCAGGAAGGCAAGCUCUUCCAGCUGUACCCCAAGAACUUCCCGCGCUAGCCGCAGCGCCGCCGGGGCCUGCGAGCCGAGCUCUGCGCUCCGCCAUCCUCACGACCCUCGUCCGGGGUGGGCGCGUGGAGAGGGGCUCCCUCACGUCGUUUCUAUUAAAGACCCUGGCUGCCAUAGCGUUUGUUGUUGGCAUCUGGUCGUUGUGAAAUUAAAACAUGCAGUGACCCAG